Molecule: messenger RNA, 1947 nt
Organism: Thalassophryne amazonica
Lineage: Eukaryota; Metazoa; Chordata; Actinopteri; Batrachoidiformes; Batrachoididae
Gene: glud1b
Product: glutamate dehydrogenase 1b
Exons: 13
Coding region: 151-1776 (541 amino acids)
Biological process (GO): L-glutamate catabolic process
Cellular component (GO): mitochondrion
Molecular function (GO): L-glutamate dehydrogenase (NAD+) activity
Source: RefSeq, a predicted model, not a curated record
GCCCCCGCGUUUUGGCUCGUGCUGCCUUUAAAAGCAAACAGCGGUAUGCUGUCGUCGUGCACUCGGUCAGGGGACGGGACGCGGUGAGGAGCUCCUUUAACGCCCCGCAUUAUUUGUCGUCUUUUCGUUAGUUUGUUUGCACCGUUAGCCAUGUUCCGUUACUUCGGGCAGCAGCUGAGCCGCUCCGCGGGUACCGUCCUGGCCUCCGGCUGCGGGGACUCUGCGCUUCCCGCGUCCUCCUUGAUGCGGGUUUGUCGCUAUGCCGACACGGCGGACCAGCCCGACGACCCAAACUUCUUCAGAAUGGUGGAGGGCUUCUUCGACCGCGGCGCCGCCAUCGUAGAGGACAAGCUGGUGGAGGGCCUUAAGACCAGGGAGACCCCCGAACAGAAGAGGCACCGUGUGCGUGGGAUCCUGCGCAUUAUUAAGCCCUGCAACCACGUCCUGAGCGUGUCGUUUCCCAUCAAGAGGGAUAACGGGGAGUGGGAGGUGGUGGAGGGCUACCGCGCCCAGCACAGCCAGCACAGGACUCCCUGCAAAGGAGGGAUCCGUUAUAGCACAGAUGUAUCUGUUGAUGAAGUCAAAGCCCUGGCUUCUCUGAUGACCUACAAGUGUGCUGUUGUUGAUGUGCCGUUCGGUGGAGCCAAAGCUGGUGUCAAGAUAAAUCCCAAGAAUUAUUCUGAUAAUGAGCUGGAGAAGAUCACGAGGAGAUUCACUAUUGAACUGGCCAAGAAGGGCUUUAUUGGACCAGGCAUUGAUGUCCCUGCCCCAGACAUGAGCACCGGGGAGAGGGAAAUGUCCUGGAUUGCUGACACAUAUGCCAAUACCAUUGCACACACGGACAUCAAUGCCCACGCAUGUGUGACUGGUAAACCCAUAAGUCAGGGAGGAAUCCAUGGGCGUAUCUCAGCCACAGGCCGAGGAGUUUUCCACGGCAUCGAGAACUUCAUUAACGAGGCGUCCUAUAUGAGCAUGUUGGGACUGAGCCCUGGCUUCCAGGACAAGACCUUUAUCAUUCAGGGCUUUGGUAACGUGGGUCUCCACUCUAUGAGGUACCUGCACAGGUUCGGGGCCAAAUGUGUGGGCAUCGGUGAGAUUGAUGGAGCCAUCUACAACCCAGACGGCAUCGACCCUAAACAGCUGGAGGAUUACAAACUACAACAUGGCACUAUUGUGGGUUUUCCGGGUGCCCAGCCCUAUGAAGGGAAAAUUUUGGAAGCAGACUGCCACAUCCUGAUUCCAGCUGCAGGAGAAAAGCAGCUCACGCGUUCCAAUGCCCCCAGGAUCAAGGCCAAGAUUAUUGCCGAAGGCGCCAAUGGUCCCACUACCCCUGAUGCUGACAAGAUUUUUCUGGAGAACAAUGUCAUGGUCAUCCCUGAUAUGUACCUCAAUGCUGGGGGCGUCACAGUAUCUUAUUUUGAGUGGCUGAAGAAUCUCAACCACGUCAGCUAUGGAAGACUGACUUUCAAAUAUGAGAGGGACUCAAACUACCACCUGCUCAUGUCUGUGCAAGAAAGUUUAGAAAGGAAGUUUGGCAAACAGGGAGGACCUAUCCCAAUUGUCCCAACUGCUGACUUCCAGGCCAGAGUCGCUGGUGCUUCUGAGAAGGAUAUUGUCCACUCUGGAUUGGCCUACACAAUGGAGAGGUCUGCCCGGCAAAUCAUGCGCACUACAAGCAAGUACAAUCUGGGUCUGGACCUGCGGACUGCUGCCUAUGUCAACGCCAUAGAGAAGGUCUUCAAAGUCUACAACGAAGCAGGACUCACUUUCACAUAAACAGCCAAUCAUAUUGCACCCUGGCUCUUUUCCCACCCUCCUGCUUCCAUUUUGUAACCAGCCUUCAGAUCAUAUCACUGUAUAUCAGCGCGCUUUCAUACACAUAACACCCACACAUUGGCUAGCCUAGAUAUUAAACGUCCUGCCAUUUUAUCUGCCGCUCACGUCCUU